Molecule: messenger RNA, 411 nt
Organism: Hirsutella rhossiliensis
Lineage: Eukaryota; Fungi; Ascomycota; Sordariomycetes; Hypocreales; Ophiocordycipitaceae
Product: ribosomal proteins l26 eukaryotic, l24P archaeal domain-containing protein
Exons: 3
Coding region: 1-411 (136 amino acids)
Biological process (GO): cytoplasmic translation; ribosomal large subunit biogenesis
Cellular component (GO): cytosolic large ribosomal subunit; ribosome
Molecular function (GO): structural constituent of ribosome; RNA binding
Source: RefSeq, a predicted model, not a curated record
AUGGCCAAGGUUAGCAACACCGUCGCGUCGUCCCGGCGCAAGAGCCGCGCGGCCUACUUCAAUGCCCCCUCGAGCCAGCGCCGCGUCAACAUGAGCGCUCCCCUCAGCAAGGAGCUGCGUGAGAAGUACAACGUCCGCAGCAUCCCCAUCCGCAAAGACGACGAGGUCACAAUUGUCCGCGGCUCCAACAAGGGCCGCGAAGGCAAGGUCACCUCCGUCUACCGCCUCAAAUACGUCAUCCACGUCGAGCGCGUCACCCGCGACAAGGCCUCAGGCCAGAGCGUGCCCCUGGGCCUCCACCCCUCCAACGUCGUCAUCACCAAGCUCAAGCUCGACAAGGACCGCGAGGAUAUCCUGGCCCGCUCCAAGGUCGGCCGCGAGCUGCGCGCCAAGAACAAGGUCACCGCCUAA